CAUGUCUGUAAUGUAGCCAGACAGGAAGCUCUACCUGACAUCGUCCACUGUGUCUGUAAUGUAGCCAGACAGGAAGCUCCCCUCCACCUGACGUCGUCCACUGUGUCUCUCUCCUGGUCCAGGUGUCAGAGUUUCAUCAAGGCUAAGAGGAAGUCAGACGAUAAGAGGAGGGAUCGCUUCCAGAACGUACUUCCUGUCCCUGGUAUCAAGACGUAUGUGGAUCCUGACACAUACGAAGACCCAACACAGGCUGUCCACGAGUUCACCAAGGAGAUAGAUCCUUCUAGAAUACGCAUCGAGAGGGUGAUAGGAGCAGGUGAGUUUGGGGAGGUGUGCAGUGGGCGUCUACGUACCCCAGGUGAGAAGGAGAUCCCGGUGGCCAUUAAGACCCUUAAGGGGGGCUACGUGGAGCGCCAGAGAAGAGACUUCCUCAGAGAGGCCUCCAUCAUGGGACAGUUUGACGACCCCAACAUCAUACGGCUGGAAGGAGUGGUCACCAAGAGCAGACCUGUGAUGAUUGUGGUGGAAUACAUGGAGAAUGGAUCCCUGGACUCUUUUCUGAGGCAUCAUGAUGGCCACUUCACAGUGGUCCAGUUGGUGGGGAUGCUGCAUGGCGUGGCGUCAGGGAUGACCUACCUGUCUGACAUGGGCUACGUGCACCGUGACCUGGCCGCACGCAACAUCCUGGUAGAUGAGGGUCUGGUGUGUAAGGUGUCUGACUUCGGCCUGUCCAGAGUCCUAGAGGACCACCCUGAGCCUGCAUAUAACACCAUGGGGGGUAAGAUCCCGAUCCGUUGGACAGCUCCCGAGGCCAUCACCUACAGGAAGUUCUCUUCAGCCUCCGACGUCUGGAGCUACGGCAUCGUCAUGUGGGAAGUGAUGUCGUACGGGGAGAGACCUUACUGGGAGAUGUCCAAUCAGGAUGUGAUCCUGUCUAUACAGGAGGGAUACCGUCUCCCUGUCCCCAUGGGCUGUCCUGGGGUUCUCCACCAGUUGAUGCUCCACUGUUGGCAGAAGGAGAGAGGUCAGAGACCUCACUUCAACAGCGUGGUCUCCUUCCUGGAUAAACUCAUCAGGAACCCCACUAGUCUACUGACACUGGUGGACAACAGUUUUCCAGAAUCACUGGAGGACAUGCCGGACUACCCUCCGUUCAUCUCCAUCGGUGAUUGGCUGGACUCCAUCAAGAUGAGCCAAUACAAGAACCAGUUUCUGGCAGCAGGAUUCACCACCCUGGACUCUGUCUCCACCAUGAGUAUAGAGGACAUCAGGCGUAUCGGUGUGUCUCUGAUUGGCCACCAGAGGAGGAUGGUGAGCAGCAUUCAGAGUCUCCGUCUACAGUUCCUCACCGUCCAACACAACGGAUUCCACAACUAAACCAACCCCCCCCAACAGUCUAGGACUGCACAGACAGACAGAGAGGCCUGGGUGUGUUCAUUCGGGACACACCAAACGGAAAGAAAACAAACUGAAACAGAGAGCGAUUACCCGAACUCGUUCAAUAAGAAACGCUUGCUUCUGAACUUCUAGAUAUUCUCCCGGCGGACUGGUGAACUGUGUUACCCAUGGACUACUAUCAUGGCGUCUAUCCCUGAUCCAGAAGACUUGGGGAUGGAAGUAGUUUCAGCCCACGUCCUAAACAGCACCCUAUUUCCUUUAUGGUGCAGCGUUUAGAACAGACACAUGCGGUAUGAAGCACACGGAGAGACAAGUGUACUGAUGGGUCUUCCUCUAAUCAAGUGGACGGAGACCGACUGAAACAAGACUCUCAGUUUAGAGACCACUACUUUUGACAAAAUGGGAUGAUAAAAUGUGUCUUAUUUAUUUCCUUGUUCAUUUAUCAAGCAGCAGUUCACUGGAGAUUCUGACAAACUGGAAGAGAAAGGACAAUGUGGAGGAGAUUCUGACCAACUGGAAUAGAAAGGACAAUGUGGAGGAGAUUCUGAUCAACUGGAAUAGAAAGGACAAUGUGGAGGAGAUUCUGAUCAACUGGAAGAGAAAGGACAAUGUGGAGGAGAUUCUGAUCAACUGGAAGAGAAAGGACAAUGUGGAGGAGAUUCUGAUCAACUGGAAUAAAAAUGACAAUGCGGAAGAGAUUUUGGAGCAAAAGAGAAGACAAAUGAAUGUCAUCUGAUUUUAUAAAUGUAUAGUCCAUCAUCAACCAUAAUAUAUAUGAUGUAUUUGUGCAAAAGUAAUGUUCUGUGAAAAAGACUUGUUUAGUUUGAAUAGACAGCCUUGUUUAGUUUGAAUAGACAUCCUUGUAUAGUUUGAAUAGACAGCCUUGUAUAGUUUGAAUAGACAGCCUUGUUUAGUUUCAAUAGACAGCCUUGUUUAGUUUGAAUAGACAGCCUUGUUUAGUUUGAAUAGACAUCCUUGUUUAGUUUGAACAGACAUCUUUGUUUAGUUUUCAUCCACAAUCUAUAUCUUUACUCAGCAAUAUGCAGUUUCCUUAGCUGACAAGUCUGUUUCUGCUAUGUCACACUUCGUCACUCAUUGCCCUGCCUUGUUUGGCUUGACAAGGACAAAGUAGUCAAGGGCAACAACAGAUCUGGGACCAGGCUACAGUUUCCUCACUUUAUAGAACACAAAGAAGAGUGCAGCUCAACUCCACAACAAAUCACCAACCGAAAACAACCUCAAGACGUACCAUAAGAAACACUUUACUUUGACUGCAGUACAAUCCAUAGUGCUUGAGCAUCGAGAACAGGGCUCUCCAGCCCUGUUCCUGGAGAGAUACCUUCCUGUAGGUUUUAACUCCAACCCUGUUCCUGGAGAACAUAC
Molecule: messenger RNA, 2781 nt
Organism: Salmo salar (Atlantic salmon)
Lineage: Eukaryota; Metazoa; Chordata; Actinopteri; Salmoniformes; Salmonidae
Product: ephrin type-A receptor 6
Biological process (GO): axon guidance; protein phosphorylation; ephrin receptor signaling pathway
Cellular component (GO): dendrite; plasma membrane
Molecular function (GO): transmembrane-ephrin receptor activity; protein binding
Source: RefSeq, a predicted model, not a curated record